Molecule: messenger RNA, 1222 nt
Organism: Eutrema salsugineum
Lineage: Eukaryota; Viridiplantae; Streptophyta; Magnoliopsida; Brassicales; Brassicaceae
Product: ubiquitin-conjugating enzyme E2 22
Exons: 8
Coding region: 278-1045 (255 amino acids)
Source: RefSeq, a predicted model, not a curated record
AAAAUUUACAAUAAUUGAAACUCGACUUCUCUUCUUCUCUUCUCGAUUUCAACUUGAAUCAAUACUCUCCGAGAGGUAGAGAGAAAGGGAUCGCCUUUUCUCACUCUCUGCGUUUUUCAAUUUCGUGGAAAGAAAUGGAUUCAUGACUUGCCAAUUUGACAUGUUGAUGAAAUGUUAAUACUGAAUGGAUUAACUUAUUUGACUCAAAUCUGUCAAGGAAGCCAAAGUGUCAGGAGAAGAACUUCUGCGGAGGGUCCUUUUGCACUUAUAAUUCUCCAUGGCAAGUAAUGAGAACCUACCACCCAAUGUUAUCAAGCAGCUCGCCAAGGAACUGAAGAGUCUUGAUGAAUCCCCUCCAGAUGGCAUCAAGGUUGUGGUAAAUGACGAGGAUUUCUCACAAAUAUGUGCUGAUAUCGAAGGACCAGUUGGGACUCCUUAUGAGAAUGGACUUUUCCGUAUGAAGUUGGCAUUGUCGCAUGAUUUCCCACAUUCGCCGCCUAAAGGCUACUUCAUGACAAAGAUCUUCCAUCCCAAUAUUGCUUCUAAUGGAGAAAUCUGUGUUAAUACGCUUAAAAAAGAUUGGAACCCUAGUCUUGGAUUAAGACACGUUCUCUCUGUUGUGAGGUGUCUACUGAUCGAGCCAUUUCCAGAAUCUGCAUUAAAUGAACAGGCUGGCAAGAUGCUACUUGAGAACUAUGAAGAGUAUGCUAGGCAUGCUCGGCUUUACACGGGUAUCCAUGCUAAACAAAAACCCAAGUUCAAGACAGGAGCUAUCUCAGAGUCAACGAUGGCUCUAAAUGUUGGCCAGACAAACAACGAGACGCCUGGUGCUGCUAUUGCAAUACCCUCUUCAAUGGCUGACAUCAAGAGAGUAACAACAACGAGUGCCCAAGACCAACAAGUGGCUAACGUUUCUCUCACAGCGGCCACUGCAGGUUCUGCAAGUGUGGUCAGUACGACACAGAAAAGGGAAGCCGGUUUGGCCAAGGUUCAGGCAGACAAGAAGAAGGUAGACGCUAGAAAGAAAAGCUUGAAGAGACUAUGAUGAUGCUUCUUCCUCUCUCACUCAGUGUCUCAAAGUUCCUAGAACCGGAAUUGUUGGUUUUUUUUAUUUUACUUGUGUUGUUGUCUGAGGAUUUCUCAUUCUGGGAAAUAAUAAUGUUUGCCAAUGAAGUCGAAUGUUAAACAUUUUGGUAAAUCUAAUCUACAAUCUUAGAUAAGA